This is a messenger RNA of Penicillium angulare, 1806 nucleotides long. RefSeq lists its product as uncharacterized. The record is from RefSeq and is a predicted model, not a curated record. The transcript has a single exon. Bases 1 to 1806 code for a protein of 601 amino acids. Gene Ontology annotation, biological process: regulation of DNA-templated transcription. Gene Ontology annotation, molecular function: zinc ion binding; DNA-binding transcription factor activity, RNA polymerase II-specific. Lineage: Eukaryota; Fungi; Ascomycota; Eurotiomycetes; Eurotiales; Aspergillaceae.
AUGUCUCCAAUCCCAUCAACCGAUCUGCUUCUUAGCCUCAGCAAACCCCUGAAAUCAAGACUUGGGUGCAAGACCUGCAAAUCCCGAAGGGUCAAAUGUGGCGAGGAGAAGCCAAAAUGCAUUCGAUGUACCAAAACCGGUCGGAAAUGUGAGUACGACAAUAAAAAGGGUCUCGAUCGUUUUUCUUCGGCCCCGGGACUCGAGCUCUCCAACUUGUUCGACUCGCCACUUUCGUCAACGCCUAAUACAGUCUGGCGUGAGCGGCGCGCUUUCGCUUAUUACUUUCAAGACGCUGCCGCUUCUGUUGGUGGUGGAUUAGAUAGUACUUUCUGGCGUACGGUUGUCCCGCAGGUUUGUCGGAGUGAACCCGCCGUUUGGGAUGCAAUGAUCUGCAUCAGUGCAUUAUUUGAAAGCCCCGAUCCAUGUCCCGAUCUUAUAUCUUCUUGUCGGCUUUCUCGGGCUCUCAAUCAAAACCAACAAGAUGCGUUAGACUGGUAUGCCCGAUCUGUUUCUACAGUUCGGCAAGGCAUCGAACGUGGCAGCGUGGAUACUUUUGUCGGACUGAUUACAUGUGUCUUGUUCAUCUGCAUCGAGUCCGUCCUGGGGAGCAUAAAUGAAGUUAUACGUCUUUAUGGUCAAGGCGCGAUGCUCAUCGCCUCACUACGUGAGCAAAAAGCCUACGACAAGUUAGGCUUGCUAAGAGAAACCAUUAUUCCAACCUUUGUCCGGCUAGGAUUAUUCUCCCCGAAAUCAGCUUGGCCAAUCGUACAAUCCUUGAUACCAGAAAAUUUUCCUGGCAAUUUGAAAUCCCUGAGUUUACAAGAGUUCUCAUCGCUCAAAUCUGCUCGCGAUGCUAUUGUUGUUCUUGCUACAGAAAUUCCUGUCCUUGAAAAUGAAUGCGAAGACUAUUUACAGAAGUCUCUUGCUUGGUGUAUAUCUGACGAACUAAUUUACCGGCAAAAGGACUUACAUGUCAGAUUGGCACACUGGCACACUGCUUUUAUGAACUUAACGAAAUCUCUCCGCGGCACGAAAGACGGGUUAUCACCAACGCAAGUCAGCGUCAGUGCCCUUCUUGUUACAUAUCAUGAAAUGUUACUUGUCAUUCUCUCCGUCUGCGUCUCGCCCUUACGAAACACCACCGAUGCCCACACACAAAGCUUCCAAACAAUUAUUGACCAGGCCACCAUCUCUCUGAAUAAUUCAAUCAGAGGCAAUGGCUCAUUGGCUCCUUAUACCUUCGAGAUCAGUGUCGGCCUCCCACUCUGGUUUACUUGUCUAAGAUGCCGCGAUCCAGCUAUUCGGCGCACAGCACUUACUCUCCUAUCAAGAUCGCAUCAAAUUCAGGGGCUAGCCAAACGCGAACACGGUACAAGUUUAGUCGAGAAAGUAGUGGCUCUUGAGGAGGCUCAUGCCAUGUCAGCAAUGGAUUCAGCGCUCAUAAAAAGGCGCGGCACCACACCUAUCAUAGGAUCACCCUCUUAUCAAGAUAUGAGUAGCCCGAUCAGUCCAUACAAAGCGUCGCAAAUCAAGUUUAUUGCGAGUCCGUCCCCUCCACUUACAGAGGUUGAUAAUGAAAUUGGAGGUCAGUAUUCUUUGUUCAUUCCACAGCAAGCGCGUAUAAGACCUCAUGGCGUCUUUCGACCGCGGGAUGGCUUUCCUCCUGAGGCAACCAGGGAGGAUAUUGCGCACUGGGGGCGAGAUGAUGAUCAAUUUUAUUUGCAAUUUUCGUGGAAUGAAUGUGACCAGUCUAAUGAGACAUGGGAGAUGGUGUUUGGAUAUAUCCCGAUCGACAUUCCAAUCUAA